This is a messenger RNA of Boleophthalmus pectinirostris (great blue-spotted mudskipper), 2582 nucleotides long. RefSeq names its product family with sequence similarity 174 member B (gene fam174b). The transcript has 3 exons. NCBI's taxonomy places the organism in Eukaryota, Metazoa, Chordata, Actinopteri, Gobiiformes, Gobiidae. The coding region runs from base 319 to 753 and encodes 144 amino acids. The record is from RefSeq and is a predicted model, not a curated record.
UGAGCAGCAGGGUCCUGGGCGCAGACUCGGGAGGCUGCAGAGCUCACCUCCAUCUCCCUCACGCCACAACCAUCGCGGACCAAACACCAAACCGAUCUGGUGUCAGGACUACGGGAGAGUCACCUUUUCGCAGUGAUUUAGUACCGAAACACGGCUACGACGCACGGGGGUUUAUUUUUCCAUCUAUACGAACGUGGAUGCGUAGUUAAGGGCAAUAUUUUUGAACACGUUCGAGUUGCUGAGAUGUGACAGCUGUUUCAUAUCACUCGCAUUUCUUCAGCAUUAGCUACAACAAUUCAGUAAUAAUCAUCCCGCAAAAUGUUGACGCACAAUUUGGCACUUAUCGUAAUCGCAGCGUUUACGUGGUGCGUCAGUGCCGAGUUGAGCCAUGUGUCUUCUUCCACGGCCGCAGCGCACUUGAAUUCCACCGCCUCCAGCCACGGUCUCGUCAGCGGAGAGGGGCACGGGCUGCAGCCGGGUCACAACGCCACAGACUCGGCUGUGGGCUCCAGGAUCUCCACGCUCAUGACCUACCUGCCCUCGCUGAAGAAGGGCGUGUUUUUCGUGUGUGUAAUGACCGCUGGGCUCGUCGUGUGCUUGCUGGUCAAGGUGGUCAGGUCAGGCAGGCGGAUCCGAAAAACGCGGAAAUAUGACAUCAUCACGACGCCAGGUGAGCGAGUGGAGAUGGCCCCUCUGAACCAGGACGCAGAGGAAGAUGAUGACUCCACGCUCUUUGAUGUCAAGUACAGGUGAACAGAAUCUGCUCCAUUGAGGACGUCUCUACUCCUCGUGUCUGACCAAUCAGCCGUUCUGUCCUGUGUGCGUGUGCUGGACUGGGGCACCAUGGGUAAAAUAGUCAGCUGCUGUAGGAAUCCCUUCUUUGAAAACCACUGCGAAGGCUUUGGCUAUGCUAUGGACUUGUUAUUGAGACCACUUGUCCACUGUAAAAAGUCACAUCCAAAGUAAUAGAGUAAGUUUGUAAGUAUUUGUUUUCUUAUUUAUACUAAACUAGAUUGCUGGGUUUUAAAUGACUUCACAACAUUCAAAUGAAUAUUGUUAAAAUGCAGAUUUUUGUGGUAACACACUGUUGGGGUUAGUUACUAAUAGAAAUGAUCAGGUUUGUGAAUUUACCUUUUGAAUAUUUCAUGUCAAAGUCUUAUGUUAUCAAUAGGAGUAAAUGCAUUUAAGCUGGUAAAACAACUGAUUCCUGAUGAUUUUAACAUUGUUUUUGCAGUGUACAUAGUGAGAUAAAAAUUCUUAUUGUAAUUGAGAGUAUACUUUAUGAAGAGUAUAGUAGGACAUCAGAGAUAAAUUAACGUUUAAUAUUACAUAGAGCAAAUACUCUCUAUUAACACUAGGCUGUGUCUCAUCACUACUGUAUGGAUUGUACGUCUGAGUGUAUAUUUUUAUAUGCUGUAUAAGACAUUCCUCUUUUGCUGCUGAUUAAAUGAAUUGUGAAUUCUUUGUGAUUUUGAAAGACUCUGGACUCUGAUAUGAUUAUAACUGUAAGUAGGUGAAGAUUAGUUAAAUUAAAAGCAAAAUAUUAAUCAUAUUUUGAUUUUGUUUUGAUUAGUUAUGAUGCAUUUCUUUGAUGGACCUCAUUAUGAAAUAAUUUACUUAUUUCAACACAGUUCUUAUUUCAAGACAAAUUAUUUGACUAUAUGGUGAAAAUAUGACUCUUAUUGCAAGCUACUGUAUAUUAUCUUGGAACCUGCCAAAUAGGUCAUUAAACCAGAAAAAAUUCUAUUUCAGACAAGCUAUUAAAUCUAACAAUGAACCAUGUCCUAACCGUGUUUUAACAACUCAAGGCUGGACUAAUAUUCAAAAUUCUGAUGCAAAAAAAAAAAAUGCAGACUGACUGAUAUCUGUCUGAUAUUUCUGGUCCCCGCACUCCGCCGUGUCUUGAGCCAGAAACAAAUGUGAUCAUGUAAUCAGACUUGUCUGAUCUGUCAUUUUGAACAAAAUUAUCAGAUGAACAGGUUUUUGGGCUUCGCUCACUGAUCCAGCAGAAGUCUGUGAUGUCUGUCAAUGAUGUGUGAUAUUUUUCUCCUCAUAAGCAUCUAUAUUUGUUUUGAUAUAGACUGACCUUGCUUGUCCCUGACCCACCUGUCGCUCACGCCCACCUGAACUCAGGGAGAUUCAAUGGUGAUGAGACUCAUAUCUUCAGAAAGUAUUGUGUAUUCUGGGUCCAAGGGAAGUGAAAAUUGAAACAGUGAUUUCUGAGGCUUAGAGAAGACACCAAAAUAAUAAACAAAAUAUCUCAAAACAUUGUUAACACUUGGAUUCAUUUAUCAAAUAUUGAUUGGUUAGGUGCAGUGCUGGCUUAUGUUUAGAAAUGAUAUAUUGGUAUAAAUCACAGGUGUCAAACAUAAGGCAUGGGGGCCAGAUCCGGCCCUAAAAGACCUUUAAUGUGUGUAUUUUAAUUAUAUUUUCUAUUAAAAUAUUGGUAAUUUUCUGCGGUGCUGAGCAUAGCAGCGUCUCCAGCGCCUCUGUACGUGGCCCCUCCCACCAGAGCAGGACAAAUGAAGACUUGUCUUUUUUCAAACGCUCUUAAAGGACGAUUGUUUUGACUGUUGACCGUG